AUGGUUAAAUUGGCGCGCGGUAGCCUAUCGGAUCCGGCCCUUGCUUACCAAAGCAUUGGAUCGGAUUCGAGUCCGGCGUACACCAAUGAAUAUUUUCAAUAUUUAAGUGUAUUAUUCUGCUCAGCCCAAGAAAUAAAACGAGUUCCAAUCUCAAAAAGUUUACCCCCUAUAGUAGUCGCUCAUGACCUUAGAAUUAUGGACUGUUUUAGUGUUGUCUUUAAUUAA
Messenger RNA from Cotesia congregata, 225 nucleotides. The record is from the annotation of a GenBank genome assembly. Lineage: Eukaryota; Metazoa; Arthropoda; Insecta; Hymenoptera; Braconidae.